Molecule: messenger RNA, 525 nt
Organism: Coccomyxa subellipsoidea C-169
Lineage: Eukaryota; Viridiplantae; Chlorophyta; Trebouxiophyceae; Coccomyxaceae
Exons: 4
Coding region: 1-525 (174 amino acids)
Source: RefSeq, a predicted model, not a curated record
AUGGCCGCGCCACCUGGCCACGCGCAUGAGCGCGCCAAAGCUGGUGCCGCCCGGGGGGUGCGCUGUGUGCAUGCCGGUGUUGCGGGACGCUGGCGGGGGCCCUGGGUCGGCUCCUCUCCGGUGCAGGGGAUGCUUGUGGAGGCAGUGUGGGACGGCAUGGAAGACACACAUUCGCUAUACCUUAAGCUGCGGCGCGCGUUGACCGGGCCAAGGCUGACUGCUGACAAGGCGGAAGGGGUGGGGAAGACACACUGCAUGGCCCGCGACAAGGGCGCUACAGGGCAGAUUGUCUUCUCGAUGACACCGACCACGAACCUGCCCGGCCUCGAGAGGACACCACCAAGUUCUACCGUGCCUCCCCCCGAGCACGCCUGUGCCCAGGCAAACGAGGCCAGAGCGGCAAAGGAGGCAACGGAGGCGGAGGAGACGAGGCAGGUCGGAGCAGUCGCGACGGCAGCUAACGCUGACAAUGCCAAUGCCGCCCGGAGGACAAGAGGCGGCGGAGCUAGCAGUGCCACGCUUUGA